AUGUCCCAUGAUAUCAUCACGCAGGUGACGCCCGAGUCGUCGUAUCUGACCCUUGGAGCCACGCAGACAAACAAUACGCUAGCACCGCACCCUAACGGGGAGGAAUCCUCCGACUACAAUUCGCUAAUACAUUUGAAUAUCAGAGGCAAAGAGUUUACCAUCACACGAGAUGAGUUGAUGAGUUUGCCCGAGAGUAUACUACUUUGUCUUUUCCCCAAUGGCGUCUUUUUGGAUUCCCAGGGGCAGAUCAUAUCGAAUUUGACGGAAAACGAUGUCGUGUAUGUCAACUUUGAUCCCGGGUGUUUCCAGUAUAUCAUUGAUGUGUUUUCCAAAGCUCAGCAAGAAUUGGAGCAAAUGCCGCAGCUUCAGCAUCAACGAGAACAACACCAGCAACAACAGCAACAACAGGGGAGCAAUCACUUGAGUCCCGUUCAGUCUCAUACCAGCGCCACGAGAAAUCACCAGGAAAACAUCUUACAGACCAAGCCCGCCAUUAUCGUUUUGCGUGAAGAUUUGGAUUUUUACGUGAUCCCCCCCAUUGCCGGGUUAAACAUGGAAGAGAUGAAGCAGUUGAAACGAGGCGUGAGUAAGGAAUUGUUGAAGAACAAGUUGAUCUUUUCAGGAUUGGGCUAUAAAUUUAGCGACGAUCUGGAUUUGAUCAGUGAAGAAACCGGUGAGAAAUUGCAGGAUGCAAACGAAAAACAGGACAACAGCCAUGGGUUGGGUCCUGCUGAACAGCACUUGUUUGACAUGUUGUGCGGGUCCGGGUUUGAAGUGAGGGACAAGUGGGGGUCACGAAGUUUGGAGCCGGGUAAAUGUGUGAUUUCGUCGUUGUCCUUGGUGAGAUUACGCACUCCUGGCUCGGCGAGCCAAAAGCUGGAUACUCCUGCACCUACCCCGCCCGACUCACCUGCGUUGACCCCAGUUGCAUCCACAGCCAGUGCUAGUGGCGGUAACGGUGGCAGUGGCAGUGGUGGCGCCACUAAGGAGAGGUCGCGUUCUAGAUCGAGAAUUGCCCAAUUGGCCAAUAGUGCCACGCGUGCCGCCUCGCGGUCGCUCUCGUCGCUGAAGAAACCAAAAGUUGAUCCCAACCAGACCAAGUUGCUCUUGUUUUGGAGGAAACCUGCUAGAAAGUGUUGGUGGUCCCAUGGGUUGAUUACAAUCACCAUUGAUGCUCCGGACUUGGCCGAGUUUGAGGGCAAGAUUAAAGUCAAGGUUCAUGUACGUCGAGUGUGGACUUUGGAACUUUCCGUCAUUGGUGUGCAAUAG
This is a messenger RNA of Lodderomyces beijingensis, 1269 nucleotides long. The record is from the annotation of a GenBank genome assembly. Lineage: Eukaryota; Fungi; Ascomycota; Pichiomycetes; Serinales; Debaryomycetaceae.